AUGCGUCUUCUCUUUCUCCUAUUAGGAGGAUUACACGCGCCACUGGUGGUGGAAGCGAUGGGGCUCUGGGCUCAUGAGGAGCUCAAUGAGAUGAUGAUGACUGGUCGUCCGGAACACAGCGCUCAGCUAGCAGUUAUUUCGUUAAGAGCGGAAAAUGAGGAAACGAUCGCAGGCGAAACUCGCUUCAUGGAUCUUCACGAAAUAAAGGACUGGAACUGCCCGAAGCAGCCAUCAAGCAGAAAUGCAUCACCCUACGAAUCUGAGGUGCUGCAGAUUUCAGGUGGAGUAUUCGUAUACGGGAUGGGAGACUACGGAGAGGGAGGUGAUUCCGUCCAUUUCUUCCUAAUUGCCGUAGAAAACGGCAUGGAAGAUGCGGCUCGUGCACAAGACUGA
Necator americanus (New World hookworm) is the source of this 393-nucleotide messenger RNA. RefSeq lists its product as uncharacterized. The coding region runs from base 1 to 393 and encodes 130 amino acids. The record is from RefSeq and is a predicted model, not a curated record. The transcript has 3 exons. Lineage: Eukaryota; Metazoa; Nematoda; Chromadorea; Rhabditida; Ancylostomatidae.